Messenger RNA from Eupeodes corollae, 1352 nucleotides. RefSeq names its product glyoxylate reductase/hydroxypyruvate reductase-like. The record is from RefSeq and is a predicted model, not a curated record. The coding region runs from base 177 to 1172 and encodes 331 amino acids. NCBI's taxonomy places the organism in Eukaryota, Metazoa, Arthropoda, Insecta, Diptera, Syrphidae. The transcript has 5 exons. Gene Ontology annotation, cellular component: cytosol. Gene Ontology annotation, molecular function: glyoxylate reductase (NADPH) activity; hydroxypyruvate reductase [NAD(P)H] activity; NAD binding.
GUUUAUUUACAGAGACAUUUUUACUACGCAAAUAUCAAUUCACUAGGACUUCACAACCUGUAUUUAGGCGUUUGAUUUGACGUGUUUUAAAAUGCGUAUAAAAAUGGACGGCUUGAGUUAGUUAAAUUUGUUAUGGGAAUUGACUCAUAAAAUAAAGAUAAAUAAAUCAAAGUUCAAUGUCAGACUCAUCAAUGCACAACACACAAAAGAAGCCUAGAGUUCUUAUAACACAUCCUGAACUUCCAAAUGUAGCUUUAGACCUUCUACGUUCAAAAUGCGAACUGGUUAUCGUCAGCAAAUUUCCACCAGAAAAAGAUGAAAUUCUUCAAAAAGGCAAAGGGGUUGAUGCUAUAUUUUGGAGAGGACGCUACACUGCCAUUGGUCGGGAGUUCCUAGAUGCAAUUGGACCUCAGCUUCGAUGUAUUUCAACAAUGUCUACGGGAUUUGAUUUUGUUGACAUUGAAGAACUUAAGCGAAGAAAGAUUCUGCUGGGAACAACAAUGAGAGUGCAAGAUAUAGCUGUUGCCGAACUAACUAUUGGAUUGAUGAUUGCAGCUGCUAGACGAUUUCAUGAAGGAAAAUCUUCGAUUGAAAAUUCAACAUGGAAUAGUCAUAGCCUUCGAUGGUUAUUGGGCCAAGAAAUUCGAGGGUCAAAAAUUGGAUUUUUUGGAUUUGGUAACAUAGCCCAAGCAAUUGCUGGUCGUUUAAAGUUCUUCAAAGUUGACACCUUUUUAUACCAUUCUCGAAAUCAAUCGGAUAAAGCUGAUUUAUAUGAUGCCAAAUAUAGGACAUUCGAUGAACUGUUGGAGGAAAGUGAUUUUCUUAUAAUAGCUUGCCCUUUAACCAAUGAAACUCGGGAAAAAUUCAAUGCUAGAGCAUUUGAUAAAAUGAAGUCCAAUGCAGUUCUAGUGAAUAUAUCAAGAGGACAAAUAAUUGACCAAAAGGCUCUUUACAAUGCUUUGAAAACUAAUAAGAUCUUUGCUGCUGGAUUAGAUGUUAUGAACCCAGAACCAUUACCUUCAGACGAUCCACUUCUGAGUCUUCCUAAUUGUGUAAUCAUUCCUCAUUUGGGCGCAACAACAGAAAGGACACGCACAGAAAUGGCUAUUGUGACAGCUCAAAACAUUUUGAAAGCUCUUGCUGGUGAACCAAUGAUUUCACCAGCCUAUUAAAAUUAUAACAUUAAUAAAAGGAACACAUGAUUCUUUUUUAUUGGUUUUAGAAGCUAUAUGAAAACUGUUUGUAUUUGUAUAAGAUUUUUACCGUUAGAGAAAUUUACAACAAAUAUUUCAUGUGAUUUUGUUGAAAGAUUUUGACAGUUGAUAGCGAUCAUAUAUAUUAUUGAAUAUGCA